GUAGAGCGGGAGGGACUGAGUGCGCAAGCGAGAGAGAAAGAGAGCGAGACGCCGGAGCGAGUCGCGGGCGAGGGACUCGAGCUUAAGCGAAGCUCGCUCUCCCCAACGCGAGGGGACUCUCGCGGUGGUCCCUCUCGUGCUCGUUGUGUAUGUGUGUGUUUUUGUGAUAUUUUUGAAACACGGCAAAAACACAUUAAUUAAUCGGAAGAAAUUCCACCGAAAAGGGGGAGCAGAUAAGAUAUCAGAGACACUAUCCCGGAAAUCAUAUCUACCCGCGAGUGGUCACGUACAGUAUCUCUGCCUGCUACAGGGGCCUCUAGACUCUCACCUGGGCGAUAAGAGAGGCGGAGGGAGGCUGCAUGUGAACCAUCCCGGAGAGGUUACUUUUAAUAUGAAACUUUCUGCCACUGCAGUGCCUCUUUCUGCUUGUCUGGCUGCCAGCUGUGCUGCACUCUCCCUUUUCCAAGGAGGAUCCUGCAGAAAAUGGGGAGAGGUGUGCUACACGCGUAUUUAGGACUUGACGAGAUGAAAUGGAGAGCUUGGGACGCUCUGACCUUUUGAACGAAAGCUCUUUGUCAGAAGUCGGUAGCCCCUCACCCAAGCAGGACAAGAUAGGACACAGGGACUCGGUCCGGGAAGCUGAACCGAAGCUGAAGGAGGUCAUGGGUCUAAACGGUUACGUGGGCUCCGGUACGAAGGCGGAGCUGUUGGCAGAUCUGGCCUCGAGAUCGGUCUCGCCAGGCGUGGCGGUUUCAAAGAAACAGGCGAAGAGUGGCCUUCCGGCAUACAUUGAUGGAGAGGUGCCCCCUACAGCGAGCAGCGGUGGCGAUGCUUUGGCCCAGGUUCCCAAUGGCCACCCGGAGAAGGGGGAGGCUGCGGAAGGAACCAACUGUGUGAAGCUGGUUGAGAACGGGGAUGACAAAGCAGCACACCUCAAAGGACCAAACGGUGACUCGCCAUCCCCCCCUCACCGGCGGAUCCGCGACCCCAUGGUAGGAGGAGCCAGUUCGGGAACAGCCAAGGCUGGGGUUGAGCAGUCACCUGCGGAGCGCAAAAGGAGGCGGGUCGAAACUGACGAAAGUGAAUCGGAAACGGAGUUGCCCGUCACGGACAAGCAUCCCCACGGUGCAGGUCACAGGGAUCACCCCGUAGGCUGCAGAGCUGAUGAGGCUUUGGCCACAGCUAACCCAGACCCGGGUGCGAGACCACAUGCCACGCCAGCACAGGGCACAUCCCCGCUGUCUGCGGUGGCGGGCUGGUCGCCGGAGCGCAUAGCACAGCAGUACAUCGUGCCCUGCAUGCGUUACUAUGGCAUAUGUGUGAAGGAUGGCUUCCUCGGGCCGCCGCUGAGUGACCGCGUCCUAGAGGAGGUAGAGGUGCUACAGCAGAGUGGCAAGUUCCGAGGUGGCCAGCUCGUGAGCCAGAGGGCCAUCCCGUCACGUGACAUCCGGGGCGACCAGAUCACGUGGGUGGAGGGUCGUGAGCCGGGUUGUGAGAGCAUCGGGACCCUCAUGGCUCACAUCGACGAGGCUGUUAUGUACAGUGCCAUGAACGGACAGUUGGGAAACUGUGUCAUCAAUGGUCGCACCAAGGCAAUGGUGGCCUGUUACCCCGGCAAUGGUACCGGAUACGUGCGUCAUGUGGACAACCCGAAUGGAGACGGGCGCUGUAUUACCUGCAUCUACUAUCUCAACAAGGACUGGGACAUUAAGGUUCACGGGGGCCUCCUGCAGAUCUACCCAGAAGGACGCAGCAUGGUGGCCAACAUCGAGCCAAUCUUCGACCGCCUGCUCAUCUUCUGGUCCGACCGGAGGAACCCACAUGAAGUCAGGCCUGCCUAUGCCAUGCGCUAUGCCAUCACAGUCUGGUACUUUGACGCGAAGGAGCGGGCAGAGGCCAAAGAGAAGUACCGAUUGGCAACUGGGCAGAAAGGUGUUCAAGUGCCUGUCACACAAAGCAGCAAGACCUAACCCUGGAACAGCCGGUGCAAGGGAAGGAAAAAAAGCUCAACUGUGCACUUCGGACAAAGGCGCACCUACCUGCCCUGUUAUGGGACUAAUUUGUGGGGGGAGGGGGGAGGGACAGUCAGAACCUACACCCAUGGCCACACACUCAUGGUUUUCAAUGCCUCACCCUUUUCCACUUGCCUUCUCCAGAAGAGAUAUUAUUGGUUGGCCGGCUCAGUGGGCGAUGUCUGCGUGUGUGGUUGGGGGCAGGGGACCGGAGGCAGGACAAUCUGCAGAACUGCUGCAGUGACACAGGCAGAAGACGUCUUCGCUGAGGCCAAAGGAACAUGGCAACAGACCCACGAAAACAGCAGAAAGGACCAAUGUGUUCUGGGUAUAACCCUCUAAGUCUUGCUUUAAAUUGGAGUCAGACUACAAUGCAAUGCCGUUUUCGCUUCUGCACAAGCUGUCCUUCCUCGUCGGCAGCCCUGGUCCCUCGAGGCUGCUGCCUGCCCCAUCAAAGGCGCCUUCGCCUUCUGCCCUGUGGUGCGGUACAGCGCAAACGUAGGCGCAAGAAACCCCCUAACUUGUCCUUCAAGGACAAACGCUAGGAUCUUUGGACCUUUUCACGAUGCUGAAGAAAUUUAUUAUUAUUUUUGUUUUUGCUGACCCUUCCUUUUUUCAGGCAUGCUGUGCAUGGUGCUCGCCACAGCACCCCGAAACCACACGUUGCCCGCUUGUUGCCUGCCGUGGGCGUGGUGGUCUACUGUAGAUCAGUGGUUCCCAUGGAGAAUCCAGUACACGGGGACUCGCUGGGUUCCUGCAUCCUCAUGCUUACCGGAGACACCGACCGGAAUCCCGGCGUUCAUUAGACAGAUCGUAACGUUAACUGAGUUCCCUGUAAACUUAAUUGUUGGUGUGUUUGUACCGAUAAAGGAAGCAAGUUUUAUUCAAGAAUGUUUGGUAAUUUGUUUAUUUGCUUCAAUGACUGCUUAUUUGUGCCCUACAAGUGUUAACCUUUAAUGGUCAGUGAUUUGAGUUAUGAUGAUGCACAAUAUAGUUGGAUUAAUUAAUCAUGCACUUAAUUAAGUUAUCAGGGGGCAGAAAUUAACCAUGCCAGAUUAGACGGUAUGAACCGGGAAAAUGUUUUUUUUUUCCACAAACAAGCACACAAUAGAUGUAAUAUGUGGUGUAUUUCUGUUUUAUGUAUAUAAUACAGAUUUGUGGAAGCACUCACCAGCAGAUCUUUUGGGUCCCCGUGAGCAGGGUUGAGAAUUGCUGAGCUAAAUUAGUUGUUUCUACCCCCUUUCUAGAUGUUUGUCUUUGGAAGGGGUCUGUAGGGCCUUAUUUUGACCUUCAGCAGGACACACUGCUGAGUUACAAGUGUCCUACACAUGAUGCUAUGAGUCGACUUCCUGUCUGAUAUCAGCUCCUCAGGAAGUGACAUCAUUGGGGAGGUUCCUUUGCAGAUUUCAGCCUUCAAAUGGACACGAUGAGACCACUGGUCCCUCUGCUUCACCAUAUCAACUGUAUGGAGCCAAAGCUCCUGAGAGUCAGAUCCAGAAGAACAGUUACCGUUAUUCAAACUCAGGACAGAAUGUCCUACUCUAUUUAACAUAUAUGCUGAUGCCCAGAGACCUAACAGGCAAGCAAGUUUAAAAAAAAAACAAAACUCUGAGAUAGUCUAACAAAUGACCUUUGAUGUAAUGCGGAUUUGGUGACAGACGUAGUUAUUGCAUGGCAGUGUCCGAACUACUUUCAUGAUCCUGCUUUUGAGACAUGGAACUGGAAACAGAUGUGUUUUAUAUUAUAAAACUUUCACACAAAUAUAGUCAAUGAAGCAUUCAUUGGAACAGUCUUAAAACGGCAGAGUUGAGAUGUGGUGUGAUAACCAGUUAUCUUGUGUGUUCUUUACAAAAAGCAGGGCAGAAGCUUCCCUUUACCGCCUGUUCAAACACUAUGUUGCCUUUCUUCCAUUGAAGUUUUGUUUGCAUUUCCUUUCUUGAUAAACAGAUUUUGUUGUGUAGUUUAAAAAUGUUUCAAGGUUUAAGAUGUUUCUAGUUCUUUGUACCUAUAACUGUGGUCUUACAACAAUGCCUCAAACCCUAACUUGAUCUUGUAUCGUUAUCCUGCAGUGAUUUCUGCUGCUGGAAGUCACAGCCAGUUCAGGUAACAGGUGGCAUAAACCAGUUCAGAGUGAAAUUUUCAAUCAGUCUCCUUACUCCCUGAGUACUUGAGCUUACAGGAGGGGUAAAUGGAUUUGUUUGAGGGAUGGGUCACCCAAAGUACUUGAGUAAGUGUGCUUGUCUGUGUCUGUCAAGUACUCUGGAAAUCCCUACGUGAGCAUGCAGGUAUCCAGCAUUCAGUCCAGAGCUGCUGGUGCUGUUCGGCCGAUACACUCAUGCUGAUUUCGCAGCGUUCUGCUGUGUUCCUGCAUGUGCUUUCCUUGAGGCAAGAACAUCAUGCAGAGCUCCAACUUCAGAUCAGAUCUCAUUUUCAUGGCCUUUAAGAUGCAUGACUCUCAUGCUGUUAAAUUUUUUACCCGGUUUGCUUAAAUCCAUCCCACCUUCCCAGACCUGGUAAAGGCCACCCAAUCCAGUCAAACUGACAUUACGCCACGGCAGGCCGGAUCCCCCAAUCUUCCCUCCAUCAGCUCUUGGGAAUUGGACACACGAUGCAGGGGAGGGCAAGAUUGGGCGGGGCUGAGAGGAGCUGCUCUUUCAAGAAGAAACUUAUCUCAAAGUACCAGAGGGCAACGGUUCAAGGGAGGAGCCACUUACGAUGGCUAAGCAGGUUGUCACAGAGAAGGAAAAACGCACUUUAUUGUUGGACACAUAAAUGAGAGAAAUUUAAAAUGUGCUUUAAGUUGUGGACAUUAUUUCGAUAUCAAUAGAAAUUUUAAGUCAUUGAAAAGUUUGCUUAAUUUUUUUCUGAAUUUUGCAGUAUUUAAUUAAACUGUUUUUGUACAAUCUCCCUAGA
Molecule: messenger RNA, 4925 nt
Organism: Brienomyrus brachyistius
Lineage: Eukaryota; Metazoa; Chordata; Actinopteri; Osteoglossiformes; Mormyridae
Gene: egln2
Product: egl-9 family hypoxia-inducible factor 2
Exons: 6
Coding region: 531-1970 (479 amino acids)
Biological process (GO): peptidyl-proline hydroxylation to 4-hydroxy-L-proline; cellular response to hypoxia
Cellular component (GO): nucleus; cytoplasm
Molecular function (GO): peptidyl-proline 4-dioxygenase activity; ferrous iron binding; L-ascorbic acid binding
Source: RefSeq, a predicted model, not a curated record